AACUUGGUGAAAACUGGUCGUAGUUUCAGCAUUUGGAAUGCAGUAAUGCGUUAUUGUUGGUUUUUUAAAAAUCUAUUAAUUGAUGCGUUUAAAUGUUAUCUUGAAUGUGGAAUAAUAGACGCUUUGUUAUGAAUAAUGAAGUCGCGCACCACCUGUUUUACGCGGAAUUCGACUUCCACCUAGCGUCCAAAACGGAAAAUACGCGACACAGUGGAGAAUAAUAUGUCACGUUUACUUUGCGUGCACGCCAAUAAUCAACUUUUUUCUUCGUCAAUGCUAGCUUUGAGCUAAAGGACCAAAUAUAUUUAUAUAUAUAACUACCAAAUAUAUUUAAAACGGUAGUUGUUGCGCACUGGUUAAAAUAUGAUAAACGGUGACAUUAAAAUCCCCGUGGUCUAUUUUAUUUGGAUGCUCCCGUGGCGUAAACAUACUGCGGCAAUUAGCUCGACUGUCUUGACUGCAGCGCAUCUUCGGGGUAUCACUCCGCGGCCGUCAGCGGAAGCGCUCCUCGACCAAUCACGUCUGUGUUUACACCAUCACCUGUCAAACGCACACCCUCGGCUACAUUUUUUUUGUUUCUCUGCAAGCACUUUCAGGAGCUGAAAAACAGAGACUGGCACUGAAGCGCCGACGGUAGCCGCUACCUGGACGGACUUUCUGGCAAUUGACCUUUAUCAGCGGAAGAAGUCUUGAACUAUGAGCUCAGUGGCAGUGUUGACCCCCGAGAGCUUUGCGGAGCAUCGCAGCGGCCUGAAGGACCAGGAGAUUAUAGGCUGUGUCCCGGAGGAUGAGGCCUACAUCCCCACCUACCUGGAGGCCUUCCCUCCGCUGCCAGAAAAGGGUGCGCCGGGGGAGAAGGCGGCCCCCGCGUGGGGGAGCAAGAUCAGGCCCAUCAAAGCUUCCGUCAUCACCCAGGUGUUCCACGUGCCCCUCGAGGAGCGCCGCUACAAGGACAACAGCCAGUUCGGGGAGGGCGAAGAAGCCAAAGUGUGCUUGGACAUCAUGCAGCGAACAGAAGCCCACAUUGAGCUGUCCCUGGCUAAAGACCAGGGCUUGUCCGUCAUGGUCACAGGCAAAGUGGACUCUGUCAUGAAGGCCCGCAAGGAGAUCGUAGCACGACUGCAGACUCAGGCCUCAACCGCGGUCGUCAUCCCCAAGGAGCACCACCGCUUCGUCAUCGGCAAGAACGGCGAAAAGCUGCAGGAACUGGAGCUGAAGACGGCCACCAAGGUCGUCGUGCCGCGCCCGGACGACCCCAGCGCCAACAUCCGCAUCGCCGGUACCAAGGAGGGCAUCGAGAAGGCGCGGCAUGAGAUACUGCUGAUCUCUGCGGAGCAGGACAAGCGCGCGGUGGAGCGGCUCCCCCUGGAGAAGGCCUUCCACCCCUUCAUUUCCGGCCCACACAAUCGGCUGGUGCAGGAGCUGAGUCAGGAAACGGGCGCUCGCAUCAGCGUGCCCCCUACCAGCCUGCCCAAGGACGAGAUCGUCGUCACCGGGGAGAAGGAGGCCGUCGCCCUGGCGCUCGGCCGCAUACGUGCCAUCUACGACGACAAGAAGAGGAAGACCACCACCAUCUCCGUGGAGGUGAAGAAGUCGCAGCACAAGUACAUCGUCGGCCCAAAGGGCAACACCCUGCAGGAGAUCCUGGAGGCCACGGGGGUGUCGGUGGAGAUGCCCCCGCUGGAUUCCGGCUCGGAGACCAUCAUCCUCAGGGGGGAGCCCGACGAGCUGGGCCCGGCCCUCACGCAGGUCUACUCCAAGGCCAAAAGUGUGAUGGUGAUGGAUGUGACGGCUCCGGCCUGGCUGCAUCGCUUCAUUAUUGGCAAAAAGGGACAAAACAUCGGGCGGAUAACACAGCAGCUGCCUCGAGUUCACAUUGAGUUCACCGAUGGCGAGGAGCGCAUCAACCUGGAGGGGCCGACGGAGGAGGUGCAGCAGGCUCAGGCCCAGAUACAAGAAAUCAUCAAGGACCUGCUGGUGAGGAUGGACUACACCGAGGUCAUCGUAGACCAGCGUUUCCACAGACAUCUUAUCGGAAAGAACGGCACCAAUAUCAACCGGAUUAAGGAGCAGUACAAGGUCUCCGUGAGAAUCCCGCAGGACUCUGAGCGAAGCAGCCUGGUCCGCAUCGAGGGCGACCCCAAGGGCGUCCAGCUGGCUCGCAGGGAACUCAUCGAGAUGGUUCAAAGAAUGGAGAAUGAGCGAACCAAAGAUCUGGUAGUGGAGCACAAGUUCCAUCGGACGAUCAUCGGUCAGAAGGGAGAGAAGAUAAAAGAAGUCCGAGACAAGUUCCCCGAGGUUAUCAUCAACUUCCCUGACCCGGCGCAGAAGAGUAACGUUGUUCAGCUGAGGGGGCCCAAGAGCGAGGUGGAGAAGUGCGCAAAGUUCCUCCAGAAGAUGAUUGCCGACCUGAUAGAGAGUAGCUUCUCGCUCUCGGUUCCCAUCUUCAAGCAGUUCCACAAAAACAUCAUCGGCAAAGGUGGUGCCAACAUCAAAAAGAUCCGCGAGGAGACCAACACCAAGAUCGACUUGCCCACUGAGAACAGCAACUCCGAGAUGAUCGCCAUCACGGGUAAGAAGGGCAACUGUGAGGCGGCCAGAGAUCGAAUCCUCGCCAUCCAGAGAGAACUGGCCAACAUUAAAGAGACAGAGGUCACCAUCCCGGCCAAGCUGCACAACUCCCUGAUCGGCUCCAAGGGCUGCCUGGUCCGCGCCGUCAUGGAGGAAUGCGGCGGCGUCCACAUCCACUUCCCCUCCGAGGGCUCGACGUCGGACAAGGUCACCAUCAGGGGGCCCGCCGGCGAGGUGGAGAAGGCCAAGAAGCAACUGCUGCAGCUGGCUGAGGAGAAGCAAGUCAACAACUUCACAGCCGAACUGCAGGCCAAGCCAGAGUACCACAAGUUCCUGAUCGGGCGCGGCGGGGCCAACGUUCGCCGCGUACGGGACAGGACGGGCGCACGCAUCAUCUUCCCGUCAACUGACGACCCCGAGCAGGAACUGAUCACCAUUGUGGGGAAAGAGGAAGCCGUCCGUCAGGCACAGAAUGAACUAGAAUGCCUGAUCAAAAACCUGGAUGACGUGGUGGAGGAUAGCAUGGAUGUGGACGUACGCCACCACCGCCAUUUUGUGUGCCGCAGAGGCCAGGUGCUGCGGGAGCUGGCCGAAGAAUAUGGCAGCGUUGCCGUCAGCUUUCCUCGCACGGGGGCCAACAGCCAGCGGGUCUCCCUGAAGGGAGCCAAGGACUGCGUGGAGGCCGCCAAAAAACGCAUACGGGAGAUCAUCAAGGACCUGGAGUCCCAGGUGAGCGUGGAGGUGACGAUCCCUCAGCGCUACCACCGCGCCAUCAUGGGGCCCAAAGGCAGCCGCAUUCAGCACAUCACCCGCGAGCACGAGGUCCAGAUCAAGUUCCCGGAGAGAGACGACGCCAACGCAGGUCAAGAGGCUUCGCCGCAGGAGAGCGGCCACGUCUGUCCAGAUGCGGAGCUCGUCCCCCGUAAGUGCGACGUCGUCGCCAUCUUGGGGCGAGCCGAGAAGUGUGAGGUGGCCAAAGCUGCCCUGCUGGCCUUGGUGCCCAUCACGGAGGACGUGGAGGUGUCCAAUGAGCUUCAUCGCUACGUCAUCGGCCAGAAAGGCAGCGGAAUCCGAAAGAUGAUGGAGGAAUACGAGGUCAACAUGUGGGUGCCGCAGCCCGAGCUGCGGCAGGACGCGAUCCGGGUGACGGGCCUGCUGGCCAACGUGCAGCGAGCCAAGCGGGGCUUGCUGAGCCGGGCCAAAGAGCUUCAGGCUGAGCAGGAGGACAGGGCGCUGCGGAGCUUCAAGGCCACCGUAUCGGUCGAGCCAAAGUUUCAUCCCAAGAUCAUCGGUCGCAAGGGGGCGGUCGUUUCUCAGAUCCGAAAAGACCACGACGUCAACAUCCAGUUCCCCGACAAAGGCGACGAGCAGCAGGACCUGAUCGUGGUGUCGGGGUACGAGGGGAACGUGGAGGAGGCGUGCGAGGCCAUCCGGCAACUUGUGGCCGAGUUGCAGGAGAUGGUGAGCCAAGACGUGCCCCUGGACCCCAGAACGCACGCCCGCAUCAUCGGCGCCCGCGGCAAAGCCAUCCGCAAGCUGAUGGAGGAGUUCAAGGUGGAUAUCCGGUUUCCUCCACCUGGCUCCGACGAACCUGACAAAGUGACGGUGACGGGUCUUCCCGAGACGGUCGACAACGCCGUCGAGCACCUGCUCAACCUGGAGGAUGAAUACUUGCUCAGCAUGACAGAGACCGAGAGGUUGGCGGCGUACAUGAAACCUCCGUCGCGGUGCGGGGGAGGCGGCGGCGGCACGGGGGGGCCGGAAGAUGGUACCGGGACUCCGGCGAAAGGCUUCGUGGUGCGCGACGCCCCCUGGAACGCCGCAGAGUACAAGGCGCUGGACAUGAGCAGCGCAGACGACUUCCUCACGUUCGGGAAGGCCGUGGCGCCCAAGCAGAGAUCCGCCUGGGGCCCCAAGAAGUUCUGAGACACAACGGACGUUCCUGCCUUCCUUCUCUUUUCUAUCGUCAAACCAGCCACUGCACAUUCUGAGGAGAUGAGUUUCUUUCUCCUCCUUUCGGGAAAACCCGAAUGUCGCGUUAACAUUUAAAACCUUUCCCAAAAACUAUUUGGGUUCAGGCACCUGCACAGACUGCUAAAGUCUCUUCAACUCACGGCUAUCUGUUAAAAAGUCUUUGCGUUCCUUGAAAUGUAUCAGGUGAGGCUGCGUAUGGAAAGUCAUUGAGAAUUUCCUCGAUAUCCCUGAAAAUCAAGGACAUUGAAGAAACGCUCCAAACGGCUCGCCGUAGCUGUAAAUUAUUACAAGGCAAACCGGCUGCUGUAGUAAAAAAAAGGUGGGGGGGGGGGGGAACCCCUGAGGAGGUGAUAUCCUGCACUGAUUCCCUGUUGUGAAGUUUUAUUUAUUGUCAAGUGUAAAAAGGAGCCAUUUUGUUUCAACUACUGUGAUUUUAUGUUUUUAUAAAGGCGGCCACUUGUAGCUCAUGACCGAUGUUCAUCAGGGUUUGCGAACAUGUUACUAGUAGUUACUGUACGUCAACAGAGGAUUUUUUUUGCUAUAUUUUUUAAAGGGAAUUUUUUCGGUUGGUGGCGGCAUAUGUUGAGGUCUGUGUGUGUGUGUGUGUGUGUGUGUGUGUGUGCGUGCGCUUAAGAUGUAUAUUUGAAUGAAACUGAACCAAACUUUGACAUGGUCUUAAUCUCUGUUUUUCUCAGAGCUCCUCAUUAAUGCUUGAUAUUCUUGUCAACAUGGACACAAAUGCUGCUUGCCUCUCUCCCAAAAAACAAAACAGGUCCUCUCUUAUAAGAAGUGCUUCAUGUGUUGUCGUAAUUUGUCGCAUUUUUAUUUUAUUUUUUUUUAUGACACUGAAGGGAUAAGUUAAUACGACUCGUCAGUGAAAAUGUACACUUUUUACAUACCGUUACAGAUUGCAUUUCCUGGUAGCUUACCGAGUGACACCGAGUCGGCGGUUAUGGUUGGUUGGCUCCAUUUUGAGUAAAGGGAGACGUAUCCGAAGUGACCAAAACGGUGGAUUUUAGGGGUCCAGUUUUAAAAUGGGUGUUUUAAUAUCAAUUUUUUCUUUUUUUUUUAGCAGAUGGCAGACUAUGCAACCCAGGGAUGUACUGUAUCCCAGCAGUUAUUGUACUCAAAUACAACAAAUACAGUACAACCAGUGGCGGUUCUAGCCUGCUCUUAGCGGGGUGGCCGGAUUCCAUCCACCCCCCCCCCCCCCAAGAACCACCACUGCGUACAGCAUCAUAAGUUUGAUUUAUUUAUUUAAGUUUUAAAAGUUUCUUCAUGUUUGUCUGAUCGCCAAUGUUAGGACGGCGACAGUUCCUGUGAAAAGCUAAGACAAAUGCACUAUUGGCCUUAAGUAAGAACUUUGACAAAAAGUGUGAUUGUGUAACUGCAAUAAAAAUGUCAGUUUCCUACUCGAAAUAAAAUUUGACAAAAAGGUA
Molecule: messenger RNA, 5984 nt
Organism: Phyllopteryx taeniolatus (common seadragon)
Lineage: Eukaryota; Metazoa; Chordata; Actinopteri; Syngnathiformes; Syngnathidae
Gene: hdlbpb
Product: high density lipoprotein binding protein b
Exons: 28
Coding region: 697-4497 (1266 amino acids)
Cellular component (GO): cytoplasm; nucleus
Molecular function (GO): mRNA binding
Source: RefSeq, a predicted model, not a curated record